AUGAAUUCUCAAUCAGAUAUUUCGAUAAAUGAACAAAUAAAAGAGAACAAAAAUAUUUUCUCGGUUUUGCAAAUCAAUGAUAAACAAUCGACGAAUGUUUUGUCAUUGGAUAUGGAAUCACACAUCAAUUCCAAAUCGAAUAAUAUGAUUCAUUUUCAAUUAUUCACUGAACUAAUCGAUAUCCAUAAGAAACGUGUGUGUAAACAACGAAAACACAUUCUUCUUACUUGUGGUAUCUUUAUCAUCAUUGGUUUUCUAUUAUUUAUCACAUCAUAUUUAAUAUCUGAAUGUAAGAAUUCAUCUGAUCAAUGUUCAUUAGUAAAUACUCUACUCUUUUCAUUUGGUAUUACAAUAUUUGGAUUUGCUAUUUUUAUUGCUUCUCUUAUUUGUUGUAUUUGGCCUUUUUAUAUGAAAAGAUUGUUUAAAGGUUUAGAUUAUAAUGAAAUUGGUGGAGAUAUGAUCGUUUGGAAAUUUGAUGAUGAUGAAUGGAUACGAUUUUUAAAUUAUAUUUUUGGUCCAAAUCAAAAAGGAACAAAUGCUGAUUAUUUUACAUUCUUCUGUUGUCGUCGUCAAUCGUAUGAAGAAUUGAUCAAUCGUCAAUAUGGACAUGUGAUUUUAUAUCGAAAUGGUUUCGUUAUUGAUCAAUUAUAUUUUGUUCCAUUUCGAAGAUAUAAUUUAAUUAAUACAGAAUUGAAAUAUUUCAAUGAAAAUCUUUCCAUAUCAGGAUUAAGAUUUCAAACGUAUCUUCAAGCAGGAAAACAUAGUCGAAUGGUUUAUUUUGAUAUAUUUGCACCAUCAUCAAUUACACAAAGUCAAUUAAUGGGAUUAGUUUAUUUAUAUAAUAGGAAAAAAAUCGAUCCCGAUGUAUUGAAUAUGGAUCGUGUCUAUAAUUCAUUAUUUGCAUAA
Messenger RNA from Adineta ricciae, 906 nucleotides. Lineage: Eukaryota; Metazoa; Rotifera; Eurotatoria; Adinetida; Adinetidae. The record is from the annotation of a GenBank genome assembly.